Molecule: messenger RNA, 1721 nt
Organism: Cyprinus carpio (common carp)
Lineage: Eukaryota; Metazoa; Chordata; Actinopteri; Cypriniformes; Cyprinidae
Source: RefSeq, a predicted model, not a curated record
CAGCUCUGUAGUUCAUUCAAUUCAUUUCACGAACAGGACUUUUAUUUUGCUCUGGCGGUGUGACGUUAUAAGGCUGCGCGCGCUCCCGAGUCUGUGAUUCGGCUGAAGAAAGGUGCUUUAAGUCCAUUAUCUCUCACUCUGACUGACUCCCUCACCAGUGUGCAGAAACUACUGACCAAGGGAGCAGAUUGAGAUGCAGACAGAGAUUUAGUUUGGACUUAUUUUUCUACUGUUAAUUAUUCUCAUCUUAAACAGAAAAACUCAACUGAGAUCCACUUGACACACUGUUAUAAAGAUGGCCUUUAUUAAAGAGGAGCAUGAAGACAUGAAGAUUGAAGAAACAUUCAGAGUCAAACAUGAAGAUACUGAGAAACAAACAGACCUGAAAGUGAAGAGUGAAGAACUGAAUGAAAUACAAGAUAAAGAUCAGUAUAAAAAACAUCUUCAUUUCAUACCUGGACAAAAAUCAUUUAGUUGCUCACAGACAGCAAAGACUUCCUCACAAAAAAGAGCUCAGAAGGCUAGAUCUAGAAGUCAUUUCACCUGCCAACAGUGUGGAAAGAGUUUCAACCAUCAAGGAAAACUGAGAGUCCACAUGAGGACUCACACUGGAGAGAAGCCUUACAGCUGCAAACAGUGUGGAAAGAGUUUCAGUGAACAUGGAAACCUUAAAGUCCACAUGAGGAUUCACACCGAAGAGAAGCCUUUUACUUGUCCUCAAUGUGGAAAGAGUUUUACACAUAAAAGCACUUUGAAUGCCCACAUGACAAUUCACACUGGAGAGAAGGGGUUCACAUGCAAACUGUGUGGAAAUAGUUUCAUUGAAAAAGGAAGCCUUAGAAGGCACAUGAGGAUUCACACCGGCGAGAAGCCUUACACAUGCUCUCAGUGUGGAAAGAGUUUCACUCAAGGAGGAAGCUUUAACAGGCACAAGAGAAUUCACAGUGGAGAGAAACCGUUCACCUGCCAACAGUGUGGAAAGCGUUUCAUUCAAAAAAGAUACCUUAAAAGCCACAUGACGAUUCACACAGAGCUGUGGGAACGGAGCGAGUCUAAAGGAAGGAGAUCCAGAAGGAUAAAUGGAGGAGUGAUGACAGUGCAAGACGAGAGAGGACAGGCCAGGGGUCUCAUUUAUAAACAUUCUGUACGCACAAAAUAGGCACAGAAAUUGUGAAUAAACUUUUAAAAAAAAAAAUAAAUUGGUGUAAAUAUGUACGCACCUUACAGACAUUCUAGACCAUGUGUACACACACUUUUUUCCUGGAGUGAGAAAAGUAAUGAAGUAAGAAAUGAUUUUAAAAUCUGUUUUCAUUUCAAUAUACACAUUUACAUGAAAUAUUCCACUCUAAUGAAUAUAAAACCAUGUGUACGCAAAAUCUAGCUUUUGUGCAUACGUACAAUUUUAGGAUGAAAUGUAUGGAGAGUUAUAUAAAUGAGACCCAUGGGCUUCAUGUUAUGCUUUAUUAGGUUUUUUUAUGCAGCAGUCGUUUCGUGAUGGGCUGCUGCUUUACUUACAUUUUAUUGUUUGUUUGUCUUAUAAUUAAAGUUGUGUGAAUGUUCACCGGUUCCCAUGGCUCUCAGCCCUGCAUGCCACAUGUACAGGUGCUUCUCAAUAAAUUAGAAUGACGAGGAAAAGUUCAUUUAUUUCAGUAAUUCAACUCUAAUUGUGAAACUCGUGUAUUACAUAAAUUCAAUGCACGCAGACUGAAGUAGUUUAAGUC